AUGAACUCGCUACCGGCUUACUCAGGAGCUAGAAUAUCCGGCUGUUGGACUCUUAGAUCUGAUGGCAGUGGAGGUGGUGAAGGAUCCUUGGAUCGGCUUCUCCCCUCAGUAAGCAGCACAGGCCUUUCACCCAGGAAAAGGACCACCAGCCAGUGCAAAUCUGAGCCUCCUCUUCUACGUACCUCCAAGCGAACCAUCUACACAGCUGGUCGCCCACCCUGGUACAACGAGCAUGGAACACAGUCCAAAGAUGCCUUCGUCAUUGGUCUGUGUGGCGGAAGUGCUUCAGGAAAGACAACCGUGGCGAGGAAAAUAAUUGAAGCUUUGGAUGUUCCAUGGGUGGUACUGCUGUCAAUGGACUCCUUUUACAAGGUCCUGUCCCAAGAAGAGCAGAUUCUGGCUGCCAGUAACGACUACAACUUUGACCACCCUGAUGCCUUUGACUUUGAUUUGCUGACACACACCCUGCGCAAGCUUAAACAGGGCAAGAGCGUGAAAAUCCCUGUGUAUGACUUUACCACUCACGGGAGACAGAAGGAGUGGAAAACCGUAUAUGGAGCCAGUGUUAUCAUCUUUGAAGGAAUCAUGGCCUUUGCAGAUAAAAAGCUCCUGCAGCUACUGGACAUGAAGAUUUUUGUUGACACAGACUCUGACAUCCGGCUGGUGCGUCGGCUGAGGAGGGAUAUUACAGAGAGAGGCAGAGACAUUGAAGGCGUCAUCAAGCAGUACAAUAAGUUUGUCAAGCCGGCAUUUGAGCAGUACAUUGAACCCACCAUGCGCCUGGCUGAUAUUGUGGUGCCACGUGGUGGUGGCAACAUGGUGGCCAUCGAUUUGAUCGUGCAGCAUGUCCACAGUCAGUUGGAGGAGAGGAAACUUCGCUGGGAUAUGGCAGCCCUGGCUUCUGCACACCAGGCCCAACCCCUCCCCCAGACCCUCAGUGUUCUGGAGAGCACACCCCAGGUCAGGGGUAUGCACACCAUUAUCAGAAACAAGGAAACCAGCCGCGAUGAGUUCAUCUUCUACUCCAAGAGGCUGAUGCGUCUGUUGAUCGAGCGGGCGCUCUCCUUCCUCCCCUCACAGAUCCACGUAGUCCAGACCCCCCAGGGAGAGGAUUAUGAAGGCAAGACUUUCCACGGAAAGAGGAUAACAGGCGUGUCCAUCCUUCGAGCCGGGGAGACCAUGGAGCCGGCUCUGAGGGCCGUCUGUAAAGACGUCCGCAUCGGCAAGAUCCUCAUUCAGACCAACCAGGACACGGGAGAACCAGAGCUUCAUUACCUGCGUCUACCAAAAGACAUUGGCGAGGAUCAUGUGAUUCUGAUGGACUGUACUGUGUCGACUGGAGCUGCUGCCAUGAUGGCUGUUAGAGUCCUGCUGGACCAUGACGUCCAGGAGGACAAGAUCCUGCUGGUUUCAUUGCUCAUGGCAGAAAUGGGAGUCCAUUCGGUGGCCUACGCAUUCCCACAGGUCAAAAUCAUCACCACAGCUGUGGACAAGAAGGUCAAUGACCUCUUUCACAUCAUACCUGGCAUAGGAAACUUCGGGGAUCGAUACUUCGGAACAGAUGCACCACCUGACUGGAGCGACGAAGAGAUGGAUGAGCCCAGUUACUGAUCCAACUGUUGUUUUAUGGACUAUGAUUAUAAUUCUUUUUUUUUCAUGGAGUGAAUCAGGGCUGAGCCUAUCAGAGGACAAUGUGAGGACAUAUUCUUUGCGUCUGUUUUGGCGUAAAGUGCAUCCGUCCAGGUGCCCUGGAACAGAAACUGACGACGGACAGAGCAUACAGCCAACUUGUUGACAUGUUAAAUUAUAUUAUUUUACCUUCUGCAAAUGCUGUUGUGGAUGGUUGUGUUAUAAAGUCUGAAAUAUUUUUAUAUGUACAGUAUGCGACUACUGUAAGUCCAAAUGUUGUGAGUGUUUAAACUGUGACAAUCUCUUUUGAAAUCUGCAGGCUCGUCGUUUUGAAGGAUAUAUCUCGCCUUAUGCCUAAAACUGUGGACGACACAACUGAAUGUGAAUUUUGCACAUGCAGUAAAAGAAAAGAAAAGAAAACAAAAAAACUUCUAAGGUUAUUUUUACCUUCCUCGCAACUUUCACAAAAGUUAAAUCAGAACACGAACUCGUGUUGCUCAACUUCUAUCGCCAUGAGCACUUUCUGAAGGACCAUUCAAUCGGAAAAUGUGUAGGUGGAUCUGUCUUUUUUUUUUUUUUUUUUUUUUUUUUUUAGCUCUCUGGUUCACUCUUUUCCUUCUCUGUGGAUGCUGACCUAACCAGUCGAAAUGGGUGUUGAAAACCAUUUUUUCAUUAUACAGCUAAGAGUAUGCACUCGUGUAUAUUUAUGCAGCACAUCCUUCAUUUACAUAUUUGGAUAUGGAUAGACCUGACCAGUCGGCAGGCAAGUCGUACGUCUUUUUUUGCUGCUGUGAAAAUGGGUCGUCUGAGUAGAACCAGCACAGAUUAAGUGUUGAUUUCAGACACCCUGAGUUAUGCCUUGCAGGGGAUUGUUUGUUUUUAACCAUUAAAGGGCUGUUGAGUCGAGGAUGUGUAAAAAGUCAGAGCAGGUGGAAAUGCCGCAGUCCUGUCCCGUGCCUGAUCUUUUAAUUUGGUUUCAGUACUGAGAUGAAAUGAGAUCUGUCUGCUAAAGUCUGUGCCUGUUAAAUAUUGCCUUGUUCUUUGUAGAGAAAUGUUGACAGUUUGCCAGAUCCUUCUCAAUAUUCCUGCGUUUGAUUAAGACAUGGGAAGUAGCUUUGCAUAUCAAGUUCAUUUUGAUGUCAUUGUGUUCUCUGGGUUACGGUGUCAUAAAGUAUUCAACAGGUUAUUUGUGAAAUAAACCUUUAUUUAUUCUAACAAUUAAGGGGAGGAUAAAAAAACUGAAUUGAAAAUAUAACUGCAAACUUGUUGUGACAUUAGUUACAAGUACUGUUGCUACUCACCAUUACACUUCCAUUCAGUCACCUUCUAUUGUACAGCGUGUGCUUUCUGCUGAGUACAACUGUUAGUGAGUCAUUCUGUGCUGAGAAUCCAUCAAUUGUGUUUGCAGCCUCGGUGUCUGACUGUGUGCUGUUUUGUGUUUGCCAUUUCUGCUGCAUGUUCCUUUUUAUAUAUAAAAGUAUAUAUUUAAUAAAAGUGCAAUACAGCUUUUAAAAA
Messenger RNA from Acanthopagrus latus (yellowfin seabream), 3144 nucleotides. It is a transcript of the gene uckl1b, whose product is annotated as uridine-cytidine kinase 1-like 1b. The transcript has 15 exons. Lineage: Eukaryota; Metazoa; Chordata; Actinopteri; Spariformes; Sparidae. Gene Ontology annotation, cellular component: cytoplasm. Gene Ontology annotation, molecular function: ATP binding; kinase activity. The record is from RefSeq and is a predicted model, not a curated record. Bases 1 to 1611 code for a protein of 536 amino acids.